This is a messenger RNA of Dermacentor albipictus, 2052 nucleotides long. RefSeq names its product facilitated trehalose transporter Tret1-like. Lineage: Eukaryota; Metazoa; Arthropoda; Arachnida; Ixodida; Ixodidae. Gene Ontology annotation, molecular function: transmembrane transporter activity. Gene Ontology annotation, biological process: transmembrane transport. The record is from RefSeq and is a predicted model, not a curated record. Gene Ontology annotation, cellular component: membrane.
CUGCAACGUGCCGUGCGUUUGAAAAUGACGGCUCCAAGUUAAAAACCAUAUUCAUGUCCGUAUUCGUCCUCGAGCACUGUUGAAAGAUCGGGCAACGAUUGUAGACUAGCGACAACUGGUCCCCGAACAAGCACGGGUUCGUGUGUUCCGAUAAUUUCGAACCACGCCUUCGUAAGCAGUUCAAAGCGGAUGCCGUGCCGACAGUGUUCGAUCAGACCAAGCCGAGCGAGCCGUCAGCACCACGAAGAAAAGCCGUCAAAAGGAGAGCGGAAUGGGUGUACGCAAAGCUGGCGAGCAAGAAGAAGAAGAAGAGCGCGUUCAGGCGAGCCACGUGGUCACGAUUCACGUGCCCAAGAAGGCGAAGAAGCUGUAGCGGCGAAUCACCCGUGUUUCCCGUCGUUCCGCUGUCACCCUGGCUUCAGACAUAAAAUGCCGAGCCACGCCGAGCGACCCUUCGCUGGUUGCUUCCGCGCACGAGCCGCAGCAGCAGCUGCAGCCAGGGGCGGCCUCGCCCAAGAACGCAGCCAUGGAGGCGCUGCGCCGCUAUCGUCCCGCGGUCAAGGGGGCCACGCCCACCGCGGCCCCGGACGACCCCAGCGCCGGGGGCUGCCACCAGCGCGCCAUGAUGGUCGCCCUGCUGGUCAACGUGUCGGCGGGCAUGGCGCUGGGCUACGCCUCCGUGUCCAUGCCCAGCAUCGAGCUCGAGCCCUGGUACAGCAUGCAGUACAGUGCGACCCACGAAGAGUGGAUCGCCAACGUCGUGCUGCUCGGGGCUGUCGCUGGAGCGCUGCUCUCUGGGCUCCUUCUCCACCUGCUGGGCCCCAGAAGAACGUUGCUGCUGUGCGCCUUCGGCCUAAUCAACGCCUGGAUAUGCGUCGCCGUGUCCAGCAGCGUCAACAUGCUGUUCAUCGGCCGCAUAACGUGCGGAAUCUGGCUCGGCGUCUCCACCAACUCCGUGAGCCUCUACGUCUGCGACGUGGCUCCUCCCACAAAGAGGACCUUCUUUGGAUCGCUCACCGAGGUGGCCGUGAGCUUGGGCAUGCUAGCGGCCUACGUGCUGGGUCGUCUUGCGUGGCAGUUGUCGGCGAUCCUGUUCACGCUGGCGCCGGUGCCAGUGUUCGUGUUCCACAACAACCUCAUCGAAAGCCCGCGCUGGUUUGUGACCAAAGGCCGCUACCGUGACUCAAACACGGCCAUGGUGCGGCUUUACGGCGACGACGUGCCCCCGGACUUCAGGUUCGACCGGACGGGAGACGAUUCGAACGUCUCUACAGUCGGCUGGCAGAAGCUGGCCAGGAUACUGUCGGUGUGCCUGCUGCUGAACCUGCUGCAGAGUGUGUCGUGCGCGCAGCUCGUGAUGCUGCGCGCCGUGCAGGUGGCGGGUCCCCUCGUGGACGUGAUCGCACCGCAGGAGUCGGCCUGCCUGCUGCUCGCCAUGCACGUCACCUGCGCGACCCUAUUCGCCGCUCUCACCCGCUUCGUCGGCCGCCGCCAGCUGCUCAUUGUCUCGGCCGUGCUGGUCACUGCCGUCCUGUCCACCAUGCGUCCGUUAGAUCACGUCGUCUUCAGCCAAUGGACGCCCGACCAGGCCAGCGCAACCAGGUGGGACGCCCUGUGCUCCAUCUGCCUGCUGGUGCUGGCCUACUCGGUGGGCCUGUGCCACGUGCCUCCACUGGUGAUCAGCGAGCUGCUGCCCCUGAAGGGGUGGCGCUACCUGAGCGCCUCGUUCGUCUGGUUCUGGCGCUGGCUGGUCACCUUUGGGAUGGUCCACUUCGACGAGGAGCUGCUGAGGGCCGGCGACUUCAAGAACCUGUCGCUGGCGUUCGGCCUGGCGGUGCUUCUGGUGGCCGGGGCCGCUGUUCCCUUCGUGCCGGAGACCGAAGGCCGCACGCUGACCGACAUUCACCGCGACGAGUGACGGCGCGACCACGUACGGCGCCCCUUCGCCGUUGACAGUGUGCACCAGCGUGUCGAAAUAUUUGUCGCGCUUCGUGGCUGCUCGGCAGACUUUAUGAACUGCGUCACGCGGAUAAAAAACCGUUGCAUUGCUUU